Molecule: messenger RNA, 2115 nt
Organism: Alligator mississippiensis (American alligator)
Lineage: Eukaryota; Metazoa; Chordata; Crocodylia; Alligatoridae
Product: F-box/LRR-repeat protein 12
Exons: 3
Coding region: 49-978 (309 amino acids)
Biological process (GO): positive regulation of protein ubiquitination; SCF-dependent proteasomal ubiquitin-dependent protein catabolic process
Cellular component (GO): SCF ubiquitin ligase complex
Molecular function (GO): protein binding
Source: RefSeq, a predicted model, not a curated record
CAGCGCUGACCCGGAAGCACAUGUCCAUCACCCGGAAGUGCGCGCGGCAUGGCGGCGGUACCGGCUGAGCCGAGCCUGGACGCGUUGCCGGACUCGCUGCUCCUGGAGAUUCUCUCGCAGUUGCCGCUGAGGGAGCGGCUGCGCGGGGCCAGGGUCUGCAGGCGCUGGUGCCGUCUGGUGCAGGACAAGGUGCUCUGGAGACACGUGGAUCUAACGCCCUACGAGAUCAGCCUGAAGAACCUGCGGCACCUGCUGCAGCAUCACCUGCGCAGCAACGUGAGAACACUGAAGAUGAGAGGAACCCUCUCCGAGGCGCUGCUGCAGGACCUGGGGAAGAAGUGUCCGGGCCUCCAGAGGCUGUGCCUAUUGUGCACCAAGCUCCGGUAUAAGAUAGACUCGUACGUCGUGCCCUCUUCUCUGAUGACCUUGGAGCUAAGCCGCUUGGAGUUGUCUCAAUGGAUAUUUUUUGCAAAAUCUGAAGGCACCAGAGGCCUCUUACAGCUGAAGCAUCUCUUCAUUUAUGAAGUCCCUUCCUUUUCCGAUCUCCAUCUGCUAAACAUCUCUUCUCUCGCUUGCCUGCAGACGCUGACUCUCUCUGGAACCAACCAGGUGACGACUCUGGGGUUUCGUGUGGCCUCAUCAUACCUGAAGGCCCUGGAGCACCUCACACUACGCCAGUGCACCCUGAAAGACUCUGCUACUCACUUCAUUGGGUGCUACUUGAAACAGCUCCGCACUCUGGAGUUUAGCAACACUCCCUUCCUGACUGAUGCGGGCCUGCCUGACUUAAAGUCUUUGAAGUACCUGGAAACCCUUUCCCUUGAGUCCUGUGUUAAGCUUUCCUGUGAUGCCAUUGUCACUCUGGGUCAGGCACUGCCCCGGCUGAAAAGUCUUAAUUUAAGUGGGAUUCCUUUUGAUGACCAGACAGUACAUAAAAUUCAAGCAAGUUUGCCCAACUGCCAUUUUUCACCCUCCUGAAAUGCUUGCUUUGGAGGGAGCUGCACUUCUAGUGUCAGAUGUAUGCAUCCGUGUGGUGGCCAGAUUUCUCCAGGUGCCUCAACAAGGCAUCAAGCAUUGAAGGGCAAGGACCAUUUUGGUGGCUUGUAAAACGAAAACGGGUUAGUGGAAACUCCAUUCUAAAGUGACUCCCUCCCCUUCCUGUACCAAGGAAAUAUCAAAGCCAGGUGGAGGUGCACAGUGAUGCUUGCAGGGCCUGUUAGACUGAUUCAAUAUGGGUCUGUUUUAGAUUGGUAGUUGGCAGCCCAGGACCUUUUUCGUAGCUGAGUCUCUUUUUUGCAUUAAACAUCAUGCAGCAGCUCACCUGAGUGAUAACAUAGUGAAUUAUUCUAAUUAAAACCUAGCUCUGGUUGAAAAUGAGUGUCACAGCUGCACUGUGUGCAUAUUUCAAAGCAUGCCUAAAAUGAAUUUUUUGCAGGACUUUGCCCUGGGUUUGUGUUGACAAAGCAGAUACCUUCUUGUGGCAGAGCUUUGCUUCCCAGAUCAGACCUGACAAGAAUCUUAAAUUAUUUUCUUCAUGGUGCAGAAACCUCUAUACCAGUGGCUCCCAACCUUUUUUUUGCUGUGACCCUAAAUCUAGGUGACAAUCCCCGCUGCUGACUUGCUCGUGCCUGGCAGUGCCACCAGAGAUUGGGCCAGGCCGGUAUUGUGUGAGGCAGUGGCAGCAAGAGCCGCACAAACCAUGUGCCAGGAGAGCUGGAGUGAGGGGCAGACCCCCACAGAUUUGGGUCACACUCUGAGGUUGGGAGCCAGUGCUCUAUACAAACUCCUCCCUUGAUUUAAGCAGCACAUGACAUGCAGAUCAACUGAAGCACUUACCAUAGUGUAUGGGGGCAUUGUUAUGCUUUCAGAAGGCAGACACAAGGCCUGGUUCAUGUGGCUGUGCCCAACCCCCUGUGCCUUGUCAAGUUUUCAUGUUUACAGUCUGCUCGUUACCUGAUGUUACAAAGCUCUGUGUUAACAUCAGCAAGGUUUAGCUGACAGUACCAGUGUAGUUUUGUGUCUGGGAGCAAAGACUGUUGUCUGGGAUACAGUGUAAUCAAUAUUUUCUUACCUUUUAUUUUACCUUUAAAAUAAAAGUGCUUUUGAAUCUGCAAA